Molecule: messenger RNA, 3236 nt
Organism: Camponotus floridanus (Florida carpenter ant)
Lineage: Eukaryota; Metazoa; Arthropoda; Insecta; Hymenoptera; Formicidae
Gene: Pbp95
Exons: 4
Coding region: 513-3212 (899 amino acids)
Source: RefSeq, a predicted model, not a curated record
UUUCGAACGCAUCCCAAAUUUGUAUUUGCAAGCCACCCCCGCAUGGAUGUUGGCACCCACUGCCAUCGCAUGUGCGAACGAGUUCGUUGGUUCAAGUUCUUUGGUAUUGUGUCCAAAUAUUCAUGUGACAAUUAAAAGAUAUAAAAGUAAUAUGAAAAUUGAUCUUUUUUAUUAUCUUGUUCGUCCUGCAGGAUGAAGGAACAUUUUCAAGACCUCAGACAUUUUUUAUUCGAUAGCCAAUUGUAUGUACACGAUUGCUUUUGACAGAGCUAAUAAAUAUGAUAUAAAGAGACGGACAAUGAUUUGAAAAAUCGGGAGGAAAUGUGCACGAUUUCUGAUUUCAUGCUAUUCUUGAUUAUACGUACACUAAAUAAACGAGUGACGUGUUAUACGGGAGAACUUUCUUCCAGUUUCUAAUGUUCCAGUUUUGACUUGAAGACAAAUUGCACGUCUGAUCGCUAUUGAGAUAGAAGAUAUAUUAAGAAAAACGUGCGAAGAAAUCUCCGUUCAUCAUGAGCGAAUCUGAUGAUUCUGAUAUUCAGGCUGAUAUUGAAGCUCUGACCGCAGUUUUGUCCUUGCCUACAACUAGCAAUUCGCAACAACAGUUUAUUUCUAAUGAUUCGCGAUCUAGCAGUCCCUCGAUUAAUUUUGAGGAAAGUGACGAUGAAGAUUUUAAGUAUAUCUAUAAGAAGGAGGACGAGAAGUCGCUAAACGCCUACGAGAUAAAUGAAAAAUUGAUCACAGGCCUGAUGAUGGUUAAGAAAAACUUGAUCACUUUGCUACAAGAGUGUGAGAGGAAGGUAAAGGAAUUGGAUGAAAAGAUGAUUUCCCGUGACAGAUCAAAUUUAUGUACUGUUGAUAGAAUUUCAGUCAAUCAUGUUGGCAUGCCAUAUUUUAAGGAUAAGAAUCACUUUAAAGCACCCAAGAAUUAUGACACGAAAGUAAAGGAAUCUCGCGGUGAGUUGUUCCUGGCAUCUCUUAGAAAGCCGAGUCGUUGGACAGAAAGAGACAGAGAAAAACUUAUAAAAGCUAUACACAAUGAAGCUAUUGAAUCUGUAUUGUCUUCAAAAUUUAACAAUGAAAUUGAUAAAUCUUGUAAAGAAACAUCAAGCAAUCAAGCUGAAAAGAUUGUAUUGCCUAGAAAUUUUAAGGAAAUGGUAGGAACGGUCGGUGAGAAAGAGUUUGAUUGGCACAAAAUUUCCAGUGAGGAUUUCGACGAUAAGCAUUCACCACGCGAAUGCGAAGUCAUGUGGAAUGUAUAUUUGCAUCCGGAUUUUAACAAGAGCGAGUGGACAAGUGCAGAAGAUAAUAAAUUAUUGCAAUAUGCCAAAAAAUGUAAAUAUCAGGAUUGGGAUACCAUUACACUCUUGUUAGGAACAAAUCGUAGCGCUUAUCAAAGUUUCAUCAGAUAUAAUACCAUUAAGAAGAUACCGUUCUCGGGAUGUGCUUGGACUACCGAAGAAGAUAAAUUCCUCGCGAAUAUUAUAAACCACCUCAAGAUCGGAGAUUAUAUUCCUUGGGCCGAAGUUGCUAAUCAUAUGCGGCAUAGAACUAAGCAGCAGAUUUACACCCGAUGGAUGUACAGGAAAGCACCGCAUUUGAAGAAAGGCAGAUGGAAUUAUUUGGAAACAAAAACUCUCCUGAACGCGGUAGAAAAAUACGGCACGGAUUUCCCUAAGAUCUCAAACAUUGUGAUGCCUCAUCGAUCUUCUAUUCAACUCAGCGCACGCUACCAGACGAUAAUAGAAAAUAUGAAUGAUAACAUGUGGACAAUCGACGAUGACGAAAAAUUGCUUCGUUUGCACAAAAAUUAUAAUAACGAUUGGUCCAAGAUAGCUACAUAUUUUUCCAAGAAAUCAAGAACACAAGUGAGACAUCGAUUUAACGCAAUAGUAAAAUACAUGAGCAAAAAUAUUUCUUUUGACGAUAUACCUAGGCCAUCUUUAUCUAAACAGAUUUCAAAAUAUAAGCUUAAAAAACAUAAGAUUAUACAUAUGGAUGAUAUUCAACUAAGACUAUAUGAAAUUCUUAGUUUACCUCCUUUAGAAACUAUUAACUCUCAAAAAUCUUAUGAUUCAAAUCAGCUCGCUUAUGAUACUAGAAGAUUGUACAAUACAUUGAACCAAUUAAAUGCCAAUCUUGAUUUUUCAAAUGGUUUUCAGAAUCACGCGCCUCUGAAUAAACAAGAGAAACAACUUUUGGUUUCUUUGAAAGAAUACAUAAAUAUAAGAAAUAAUGGAAUACAAAAUCAUGAGCAAAUAGAAAAAUUCAGAAUGCAAAUGUUUGGUUGUAUUGAAAAAGUUAACGAAAAUUCUUUUAUACCACCAUUACCAUUUGAUGGAUAUAUAAGGACAAAGAAGAUAAAGAGUAAAAAUCAAUCUAUAGAUUGUGAAUUGAUAAAUGAUAAUGAAAAAUUUCUUAUCGAUGUACCUACAGAAUUCUCUGUAAAUCCUUAUAUACAUGCUUUUAUUAGUAUUGAGGAAGAAAUUCAAUUUCACAAAUUUAGUGAAUUGUUAAUAAGUGAUUAUUAUGAAUGUGAUGAACAACAUAUGAAUGUAUAUAAAUUAUUAGAGUGCAAUCUCUCUUUUGAUAAAAUAAACACUACACCAGAAUACCAUGUUACGGAUAUUAUGAAUGAUUUGGAAUUAACAAAUUGUAAUAAAAAAAAAUGCUUGAAUAAAUUGCAAACACCUAUAAAUAUUGAAUAUAUUAAUGAUGAAGAUAAUGAAGAAAAGCUAUUCAGUGGUAUAAUUAUGCCGAACCGACCAACUUUAUUAGGUCUCAAGAAUUUGCUUCUUUGGAAAUUGUUGUAUGAAUAUCAAAAUAGAUCUAAAAUAUUGUUCAAAGAUGAGCAACAAGAAAUAGAACAAAUAACGACCGAUUGUCCUAUAACAGAAAGCGUUGAAUAUCAAUUGCUGCAAACUCGUCUAUUGCAAUUAUUUAAACUUCCCAUAGGUUUAUCAAACACGAUGUUGGAACUAAGUGGACCAGAACGCAUAUUUUUAACAAAGGAAGAGAAUCAGAAAACUGUUACAAAAAAAAGAAAACUUGAAGAGGUCAACCCUGUAAAAUUGAAUAAGAAAACAAAUAACUAUAUUUUUGCUAGUAGCAGUUUUAAUAUUGAUUCCGACGAAACUGCAGAUUCUCCCAUACUACGUAGUUGCAAAGUAGUUUAUAAAAAAUAUAAAAUUAUCGCGCAAAAUAAUAUUUAAUUCUUGAUAUCAUUAAAACAAUAC